AUGAAACUUGCGUUCACAGUGAACAUGUUUGACCGUAAGCAUUCUUGGAUUUAUCGAGAUGUGUUUUGGUUUGUUUUCGUUUUGAGUUUGGCGUACCUCGAAGAGGCAGAAAGUAAAUGUACUGAAGCAUUCUUCAAGCAAAUUGAUGGUGCGUAUACCAAUGUCGAUUUCAGGUUCAAAGCGCGAUUCCCAAAUUCAUUGUGAAUAUUCCCAAUUAUACGUUUCUAAAUUUGGAAUAAUCAAUAAUGGGCGUGGAACUCGUAAAGCCACGGGUAUAUAGGCCGUAUAGCGAAUUAGCGAUUUUCCUUUCCAAACUUGAUAGCAUUUUGGCAGCUAUAAUCCUAUAUGCACGCUCACAAUACUAGAUUAAGAAACCAACAAAAAACACAAAAAAAUGCCAUUAUUUAAUAUUUAGGGGCAGGCCUAACAACAAUCGUUUUGUCCACACAUCGAGUCAAGCACUUGCCAUAUUGUGCAAAGCAUUGUUCUGAUAAUACGGAGAAAUGCGCUGGAUUUAAAUAUCGUUCUCCCACAAACCAUCUACCGAAUUGUGAAGUUCUCAAGGCAAUGGGCAUCUGUAGGCCUAAUUACAACAAGUCGAGGACUGAAUGUGAGGGAGACACUUGGCAGUUCUUUCAAACAGUCCAAGAUAAACCGGUAAGCGUAAACUUGGACCGUUUAGUGAUACCUGGGGAGUCUCUUUUUAAUUUUUUAUUUUCACUUUCAUUCCAGCCACAUUCGAAAUUAAACAUAUGUAAAAACGGUGGAACAUGUGUUAAAGAGCAUUGUCUCAGUGAUGACUUCAGAUGUAUUUGUCGUGGAAACUUUUUUGGCAAGUUUUGCAAUGAAGUGAAUGGUAGGUUCAUUCCUUUGGCCACUUUAAUCAUUUUCCCUUUUCAUUUGUUGUGCAAUUAGAAUACCAAGUCUAAGUAAACGUUUAAUUCCAAUUAUGUAUCAUGCAUAUAACUAUCAUGCAGUACAAUUAGUUUAAUCUGCCCGGCAAAGCAAGACUAACCUAAUUAAUUUCUCAUCCAAUCAGUUUAUCCGAAUUUAACCAAAAUUUAAUCAAUUUGUUCUUGAGCAAUGCUCUUUAUUCUUUAAUCAAUAUGUUUUUGAGCAAGCUCCUGACGGAGAUAUGACAAGCAAACAUAUAUCUAAUAUGAACUCACAUAAAUUGCAAGAUGAUACUGCAGCAGUAAAUUAUUUUAUACAACGUUUUAGAGACUUCUGCUUCUUGUGAAGAAUUACACCAAAUUGGCGGGUAAGAUUGUUUACUUUUGGUAUAAAACUAUAAAUACAGAAAGCAACAUUUUUUGAUUGCUUAAAGUUUAUCCACUGGUAUGUUGUUAUAGUGGUUUAUAGUAUUGAGCACGUUUCUCUAAGUAUCAUCAAGUUGCUUCUUUACCGUUCAUGGUUCUUUGAAAUAUUUCAGUGAUUUACUAAACGGGGUUUACAGCAUUCAAACCAAGACAGACACAAGGAUGACGAAAACCUACUGUCAGAUGACGUCACUUGAAGGCUGUGCAGGUGGUGGUUGGACCAUGGUGAUGAAAGUCGAUGGACAUAAGGUUUGAUUUUUACUGCGAUUUGCUUUCAAAGUAUAUACGACGUGUAUAAUGUAGCUGUCUGCAUGGCGUUUAUGUAUAGGAAGUACUUUUAACACCUUCGGUAACAUACAUGUACAACUUACCCGUGUAGAUGGUUAGGUACAUUGGGUGGGAGGCCUGCCGUUUGUACACCAGAUACUUACCAUUACUUGGAUUCAGGUCAAGCUUCCAAGUAUUGACCUGACCACCCGUUUGCACCUAUCACACCGAGUUACUCGGUGGAACGCAAACAAAUGAUGAAGAAUUAAGAAUCAGAGUGACAAGAAAUAUUUUUUUCUUGCUUGCGCUUACAAUUGCUUGUCAAGCUGCGCUUCUCACAAUGAUGCAGGCAACGCCUGUUGUGCUUCCUGCCUUUAACGCCUAGGUUCGGCCCAUGCUCCGCGCGCUAUGUUACCUAACUUACCUUGUUGUUAACCUUGCUUAUUGCAUAACCUCAUUAAACUACUUUUUAUCUUUAAAAGGCUAAUGCGCCUAAGCCCACUCUUGACGCCAUCAUCUUCCGCCAUCUCUUGACUUUAUAUUGCUUUCAGCCAAAAUAUUUCAAUAGUUAUAAAGCUUAAGGCAUGAAAAGUCUGCAACAAGAUUUAAUACAUAAUUUUAAACGUUCUUUGAAUGAGAUAAACUAAAUUUUUAUUUCCAAUGCUCUUUAAUGCAAUAAAUUCCGAUCUUCUUUAUUAAAUUACUUUAUUUUAAACAGAAAACAUUUAAAUACAAUUCCUCGUACUGGUCAAACGAACAAACAUUUAAUCCCAUUGGUGGAACAUCUGGCUUUGAUGACGUGGAAACAAAACUGCCAACCUACUGGAGUACUUCAUUUAAGGAGCUAUGUAUUGGAAUGAAAGUCGGCAAUGAUUCCUGA
Messenger RNA from Paramuricea clavata, 2466 nucleotides. The record is from the annotation of a GenBank genome assembly. Lineage: Eukaryota; Metazoa; Cnidaria; Anthozoa; Malacalcyonacea; Plexauridae.